Syngnathoides biaculeatus (alligator pipefish) is the source of this 5511-nucleotide messenger RNA. RefSeq names its product PWWP domain containing 2A (gene pwwp2a). The record is from RefSeq and is a predicted model, not a curated record. Bases 420 to 2741 code for a protein of 773 amino acids. The transcript has 3 exons. Gene Ontology annotation, molecular function: histone binding; chromatin binding. Lineage: Eukaryota; Metazoa; Chordata; Actinopteri; Syngnathiformes; Syngnathidae. Gene Ontology annotation, cellular component: nucleus.
GAAGAAACUACAAAAACGUCCACUUUUUUUUGUUAUCCGAGUGAGGAUAAAAUCAUGGAUAAUCGAUGAUUUGCUGAACAAGACGUUGACAAUAUCUGCCAACACAUUUUUUUCCCCCAAAUUAUCUCGUUUGCCGCCUCGCAUGAAGUGAAUGAGAAAAGUGUGGAUGGAACAUGUCGCGAAUGAUUUGAAAAUCGGCCUUUUUCUCGGUUCGUCAAUUAGACGCUGGCCGAUGUUUUGUUUCGCGUAAAGAGGAACCUAUCAGUGACGUCAAAGCGUUUCCGCGUUUCGGGCCAAUCGGUGCGCGCUCCUCGGUGUUGCAAUUGACUGACAGCCACGGCAGCCAAUCACAGGCCGCAUCACGGUUGAACCUUCGUCAAGGGCGGGGCGAUGCGCGCUCGUAGCCAUAGCGGAGCAAAAUGGCGGCCGUGGCCACCGAGCCAGGAGCUACGGCGAUUCGAACAACGGCGACCAACGACGACGGCUCUCCGGAACCGAGCACCAGCGGCGGCUCGGGGCACACGCUCGUCUCGCAGGGGCCCGAAGGAGCGCCGGAGUCCGAGCUGGCCGCGGAGCUGUGUAGCCCUCGGUCGGGAGACGGUGAGGACGGGGAGGAGCGCCGCCAUGUCGAGCCAGAGCCCUCGGGGGGAAAAGGCCAAGGUGAGGCCGCCACCAGCGGCCCGCUCAUCCAGAACCGAAGUGGCGCCGGUAGGGAAGCGGCUCGGAACGGCUCGGCGCAGGCGUACCGCAGCAUCCUCGAACAGCCCAAGCCUUCCUCCUCCGCCGUCUUCCUGCACUCAUUCCCAGCCGCCAGGCCCCCGCCCGGCGCCGAGGCCGGCCUGUCCCUGGCGGAGCCGGCGGAACCGACUUCGAAAGCCGCUGGCCGGGACCGGGGAUACCCGGCUUCAGUCCAACCGGAGCGGAGGCCCGCCGCUACUCAAGACGGGGAUUCGGAGACCGAACCGGCGCCGAAGCCGGACGCCGAUCCGGCCGAAGUCACCCCGUGCGCUCCGAGGCUCGGCGGAUGCGUGCAGGACCUGAGUCUCAGCCUGGGCUCAGAGGUCCCGGUCUGCUUGGACCACGUCAUCGAUGACGCGCUGGUUGUGUCGUUCCGGGUGGGCGAGAAAGUCUUCUCCGGGGUUCUGAUGGACGUUUCCAAAAGGUUCGGGCCUUACGGAAUUCCCAUCACGCUGUUUCCUCGACGCGAAGACCAGAGCCGACCUCAAAGGGUGGCGGUCCCCGCGGAGGCCGCCGCCCCCGUGGCCCCAAAGCAGGAACUGCCCAGCGAAGACGCGCCCCCUUGCCUGUGGACCGCCAAGCCGCCGCCGCUGUUCCAGGAGGGGGCGCCGUACCCGCCCCCGCUGUUCAUCAGGGACACCUACAACCAGGCGUUACCUCAGCCGCCGCCUCGGAAGAUCAAGCGGCCCAAGCGGCGCUACCGCUGCGAGGAGCCCACCUCCAUCAUGAACGCCAUCAAGCUGCGCCCCCGCCAGGUGCUGUGCGACAAGUGCAAAUGCGUCGUGGCGGCGGCCGGGCGCCGGCCGGGCCCCGUGGACCUGAGGGGCGAGGAGGCGUCGCGGCGGCGGAAGGCAGCGGACGGGCCCGUCUCGGCCGAGGUCAAGCGGCUGAGGAGCGACGACAAGAGCGGCCGCGGCGACAGACGCGGGCCGUCGGGGAUGCCGUCCUCGGGUCGCGUCCUGCGGGCCGUGUCCUCUUCCUCGUCCGUGCGGCUCAAGCUUAACUCCAAGAAGGUUCUGGCCAAAGGAACCUCGGCCGAUGGCGCCAAAACUCAACAGGUUCUCAAGAAGCUGGCGCGGAACUCGCAGCCUCCGCCGGCGCCGCUCGGUGAGAACAGGGACAGAGAGGACGGCAAGGUUGUGACGCGCACCGCCGCCCUGCAGAACCACAGCCAGAAGGUCCACUUCACCCGCCGCCUGCAGCUCGUCGGCCCCGCCUCGCACACGGCGCUGCCGCCUCGAAUGCGCCUCAAACCCCAAAGGUAUCGUACCGACGACCCUCAGGCCCACCCCGCUUCCUCCUCGCCCCCCAAACACAACGUUCGCUCGGCCACCUCAAGCCCAAACCUACCCGCGUUCGACCCCGCGCAGCCGCCCCCGCGCCUCAGUCCCGGUCUGACGCCGCCCUCUCCUUACUGUACUGCUCCGGAGGACAAGGAGGCUCCUCCUCCCCCUCCUCCUCCUCCUCCUUCAGAGACCGUAGACCUCUCCCCGCCCCUGGACCCGUCUUCCUUAGUGCCCCCCUGCCCGUCCUCCGCAGAGGCGGCGCUCGGCGACAAGGAAGGAGGUGAACUGAAACGGCGUCGCAAAUCUUCCACGUCGUCGUCCUCUUCCUCGUCGUCGACGUCGUCGUCCUCCGUCUUCUCGAAGUCGGUGUCAAAAUGUCUGCUGCCCGACGGGCGCACCGUGUGCGUGGGCGACAUCGUUUGGGCCAAAAUCUACGGCUUCCCCUGGUGGCCGGCGCGGGUGCUGGGCAUCACGGUGGCGCGGCGGUCCGGCGCCGUGUUGGCGGCGACCAGGCAGGAGGCCCGCGUGUCCUGGUUCGGCUCGCCCACCACCUCCUUCCUGCCGCUCUCGCAGCUCUCGCCCUUCCUGGAGAGCUUCCAGUUGCGCUUCGACAGGAAGCGCAAAGGCCCGUACCGCCGCGCCAUCGCCGAGGCCGCCAGCGCCGCCAAGCAGCUAACGCCCGAAGUGCGCGCGUUGCUCACGCAGUUUGAGACGUAGCGGUAGCCUGGGCCGUUCACCCCCCCCCCCACCACCACCACCGCCACCCCGGGCUUGUCCUCUUGUCCCGCGUCCUUUGCUGCGCCCCCGCCCGCCGCGCCUGUGAUAAGAUUUCCCUCCACAGCGGUUCUUUGGGAGUUGCUAGGCAGAUUUCAUCUCGAUGCCAAGCCGGCGUUUCCAAACCUCGAAAUUAGCUCAAGCGAACGUUUGAGUUUCGAAAAGAUCGACUGCAUGAAACUCUCUCGAAAGGUUAUUGCCGUAAUUUCAGGCCUCCAGAGUGCGGCGCUAAUGCUAGUGCAGCACUAAAGCUAGGGUGGCGCUAACAGGGCCCGUUUAAAAAAAAAAAUAAAAAUACAUACCGGUAAAAAAAAGUCGUGACUUGUAGGCCAGAAAUUCCGAUGAGUCGCUUCUUCCAUCCGGUGAAAGAACAUUUUUGUUGUUCUACGCGUCACUCCAAUGGAGCCUUGUUAUUGGGGCUGAGGGCCUCGAUACCAGCCCAGACCGCUAAUCGUGAAAAUCUGCAAAUAAUUCAAACCCUAACACACAAUUUAACCCCCCAAAAAUUCUUGAAUUAAGAUCCCACUUCCCAAAAAACGUGCGCGGUAGAUAGCUUCGUUGAAGACUGAAUUGCCCGAAGGUGAGAAUGUGAGUGCAAUUUUUCAUUUUUAUUUUGUUUUAUUUUUGUAAACGUGCCCUGCGAUUGGCCGGCGACCCAUCCUGAACUCCCACAGUCAGCCGGGACGGGGACUGACGGGCGAGAAGCGCUAUAGAAAAUGGAUGGAUGGAUGGAUGGUUAAACCCCCGGCAGAAAAAAAAUUAUAUGUUUUUUGUUUCCACGGGAAUUCAAAAUGAAUGUGGCGUGUUUUCCAAUAUUUGGUGUCGUGCCCGCACUGGGCAAAGUUAGGAAGGGAGGACAUAAAAUGAAUAAUUUUGUAGCAACAUUGAGGCGUUCACCAAAAAAACAUAACUGCAUGGAAAUUUUUGCGGGGAUGUCGUCUAUGGAUAAUCCGGUCCAAAAUCCCGUUCGAAUGAGAUCAGGUCUUUGGACUGGAUUUUCUCCUGACAGUCGUACACAAAAACAUUCAUCAAAAUUAGUUAGUUCACCCCAAAAAUAAUAAUUCUCAUAAAAAUUUACCCACAACCCGUCUUCUGAUCAUGAAAGUUGCUCUUAAGAUUUCCUGAGCCGAGGCGAGAAAAAAAAAAUUAGCCAACACGAGUAUCAAAUGUCAAAAGCAAUUAUAUCAAAUAAUAUUUUAUAUUGAAACAAAUAUUGUAAACAAACUCGCCACUGAACUAAAAUGUGAAACAAAAGCGAAUGCAGAAUUAUUCUGCCAUCUAGUGGAAGUGCAUUUUAUUGUUCUCCCCGUCACAAAAACGUCACUGGCGGAGCUUGUGCAAUAAACAUAUUUUUUUUUUUUUUUUUUUUUUUUUUUUUGUGUGUGUAUAACAUUAUUCAGAUAUAUGAAAUGAAAUUGUAUGUUGGGUUGUCACUAUCAAAUCUUUUUAUUUUCGAUCAUUCCAUCAGUAACUCAAACGAUCUGCUAAAAAUGUUGCACAAUCUUUCCCGUGACUGUUUAUUAAGCGAUUGUGGUCGGCUAUCUCACAUUGCCGAGUGAUCCAUCCAUUUUCCAGUGCCGCUUAUCCUCAGGAGGGUCACGGGAGCGGCGGAGCCUCGGGAUUGAUUAUUGACGAUCGAAUAAAUUGUCAAUCGAUCCAAAUUUCAUUGUACAGUUAUUUUUUUUAUGAUGACAAUAAAUGUCAUUUGGCUCCGUUGUUGGGAAGCGCUGCGCUAAAAGCUAAGCUAGCCAGGGCGGCGAAAACUUUUUUUUUUCAUUAUUAUUAUUAUUUUUUUUUGUAGUGCGUUUGCCGUGAGCGUUUUAAUUUAUUCAUAAUUUGUGCACGCGUGUGUCGCCGCGGAGACGAAGAACUGAAUCAAAGCUGUGAAAAUGUUCUCCAAACCGAGGUCAGGGGGCCCGAAGCGGUCCGAGUCGUUCGCGCGCGUCGUCAGUACCAAAUCGGCACGGCGGCCACCCUUAGCUGACCCCCCCCCCACCCCAAUUUUCUCCUCCACCUCCGAUGAUGAUGGUGUUGAUGAUGGUGACGGUGUAUUUUCCCCCUCUGUUAGUCUCCUGCUCCAUUUUCGGACUUUUUUUUUUUUUUUUUUCCAGCCUGUUUGCAGAUCAGAGAUUCUGAACAAAAACAAGUUUGUGUAAAUGUUAUUUUUUUUCCUCUCUCUGAUGUUUCAAAACCUUAAAUAAAAAUUUCUCUUGGAAUUGUGGUUGAAUUUGAGCUUUUUUUCCCCCCUUCCGCCGCCACGACUGCGCUCGCGAGACUCGCAGCAUUUUUUUUUUUAUUUUAAAUUUUUUUCUUGGAUUUUCUUACCUGCAAACAGUGUUUUUGAAGCAAGCGAGCAGAGUGGGAAAAUACUAGUAGCGCUGUAGCGUGGCUCCACUAGCACGCCGUCAAUCCGUAUUGGGGGGAGCAAAAUUCAACAAGCGGUCCAAACGCACGCUAGGAGAUGGCGCCACCAAGUGGCCUUAAUUCAAUGGGUGCUACGCUCAUGUAUGUGUACUAGUACACUUUAUGUCCACACUCCUAAAACUGACUUUUUACCACACGACUGUACGAUACACCUGUAGAACAACUAAGUUACACUAGUACUAAAGCUACAUAUUGUUGAAAUCAAAGUGCACUAGUUGAGAAUUACACGCUAGUUGUACUGCAAAAAAAAAAAUACUGAACACGUAGCAAGUCAGUUUACGGAAGCGUA